Heterocephalus glaber (naked mole-rat) is the source of this 517-nucleotide messenger RNA. RefSeq names its product thymosin beta 10 (gene Tmsb10). Gene Ontology annotation, cellular component: cytoplasm. Gene Ontology annotation, biological process: actin filament organization; regulation of cell migration. Gene Ontology annotation, molecular function: actin monomer binding. The record is from RefSeq and is a predicted model, not a curated record. Lineage: Eukaryota; Metazoa; Chordata; Mammalia; Rodentia; Bathyergidae.
GGCGGGGCGCGGCGCGGGGUAUAUAAGGAGAGGGGCGGGCGCCACUCUUUUGUCUCUUGCUGCAGCAACACGAGUGGGAGUACCUGGACCUCAGGCUCGGAGCAAGACCCUUCGGAUUGUUUUAAGAAAAUGGCAGACAAGCCGGACAUGGGGGAAAUCGCCAGCUUCGACAAGGCCAAGCUGAAGAAGACCGAGACGCAGGAGAAGAACACCCUGCCGACCAAAGAGACCAUUGAGCAGGAAAAGCGGAGUGAGAUCUCCUAAGAGCCUAAAGGAUUCCUCACCCCCGUUAUCUCCGAGACCCCCAGUCGUGAUGUGGAGGAAGAGCCACUUGCAAGAUGGACACGAGCCACAAGCUGCACUGUGAACCCAGGCACUCCGCCCCGAUGCCACCGGCCCGUGGGUCUCUGAGGGGACCCCCCCCCAAUCGGACUGCCAAAUUCUCCGGUUUGCCCUGGGAUAGUAUAGAAAAUUAUUUGUAUGAUGGAUGAAAAUAAAACACACCUCGUGGCAUGGC